AUGGAAAGCCAUUUAGUGAAGAUUGAAAGCAAAUGGAUAGACAAUUGGCUAUGGACAAAGCGUCCAACAGCUCAAAGUUAUUUCUGGAUAGGUUUAACAGAUAUAGAGAAUGAAGGAAACUUUACGUGGAACAUCGACAACACUGUUGCCAGUUAUACACAAUGGGCCUCUGGAUAUGGAAAACUUUCAGAAACUUAUGAUGCGGUAGCCUGGGGAUGGAAAGCUGGAUGUUUUGAACGUCAAAAAGAUUCUCGUUUCUUUAUUUCAGGAACCGGAUGGUUGAGAUUUGGCAAUGAUUGCUAUUUCUUUGGCACCAAUGGAGUAGACUGGUUUACAGCAAACGAAAACUGCAAACAAAGGGGGAGUCAUUUAGCAAAGAUGUACAACAAUACCUUAGAUGAAUGGAUGAUGACGAAAAAAACAUCAGACCAAUCAUAUUACUGGAUUGGACUAACAGACAUGACAAAUGAAGGACAAUUUAGAUGGACCAUUGAUAAUACUACCCUUACAUUUUCAAACUGGGCGUCAACCUAUGGCACAGCGAAAGGAUCGCCGGACAGAUCUGAUGUUGUAGCAUGGGGAUGGAGUUCUGAAUGGUUCGAUUAUCCAGCUACAGAUAAAUAUGGAUAUGUUUGCCAAAGCAGGUCAUGUAAUGGAGCAAACUGACAACUAUCAUGGAACAAGAUAACGGAAUUAAAAUAAUUGCAUUUGAGUUGUUGAGCAGUUUGUUUAAAAUAUUACAAAUGUUUAAACAGUUGUGCUCACGACAAAAUAAUUAGAAAAGAUGACAUAUGGACUUAAAUGUUUUACCAUAAGUAUAAAGAAAACUUUUUUUCAAUAGCUUUCAUUUAAGCAGCAACCCUCUUUCAAGGAAAUCUUGAUAGGAUAUGCAAGUCUUAGCACAGUGUAAUGAUUUGGAGAUCAAUACGAAAUAUACAGAUUACGAUGGAACGUUGCUUCAAAAAUGGAAAGUUCACAAUAAGAAAUGAGAAUCAAUCUAAAUUUUUCAUAAAAUUUAGA
Molecule: messenger RNA, 1020 nt
Organism: Mytilus trossulus (common blue mussel)
Lineage: Eukaryota; Metazoa; Mollusca; Bivalvia; Mytilida; Mytilidae
Product: perlucin-like protein
Exons: 6
Coding region: 1-666 (221 amino acids)
Source: RefSeq, a predicted model, not a curated record